Molecule: messenger RNA, 1489 nt
Organism: Leptinotarsa decemlineata (Colorado potato beetle)
Lineage: Eukaryota; Metazoa; Arthropoda; Insecta; Coleoptera; Chrysomelidae
Product: WD repeat-containing protein 13
Cellular component (GO): nucleus
Molecular function (GO): promoter-specific chromatin binding; protein binding
Source: RefSeq, a predicted model, not a curated record
UAUUCUUGAGUUAUAAAAUUGGUUUUCAAAAUCAGGAACCGAGAUGUCGACCACAACAGCUCUUCAACAGCAAGUUUUUGCCUUGGAUGCAAGAUAUAAUGCUCAUAGAGUUCCGCAAAGCCCAAAUUUUCGAACACUAUACAUUAGACGUAGGAACCAGCUGUUGAGAGAGGCCUCAAGACCAACUGACAGAUGGAAACAAUACAUCAAAUUGCGAUCUCUACUUCUACAACAGAGAUAUGGGAAUGCAAAAGCUGAACAACAUAGCUCUUCAAACAGUUUAUCUCUUGCUGGUAGUCUCAGAUCGUUAACAAUCAGUGAAUCAACAACACCCAUUCGUUCUCCGUCUGGAUCUGUGGUUCCAACAAAAGAAGCAGAAGCUUCAAGAGCUAUCGUUGGUGGUAAUACAAUAGCAGAAAAUUAUGCAUUUGUGGGUGUCCAACACAUUUUUGAUCAACACACUAAUGGUGUAACGAUGAUAAAAUUUGCAAAUAAUGAUAAGACUAGACUGUGUUGCUCAUCCCUGGACAAGACUCUAUCGGUCUGUGAUUCCCUAGGAACACCUCCUACCGUGCUGGCUAUACUGAAAGGUCAUUCUAAGGGAGUCACAGGAUUCGAUUGGUCAAUAAACAAUGAUCUUAUUGUUAGUUCCUCACUUGAUGGAACUGCCAGAGUAUGGAAAGUAGCGGAUUUCAAUUGUUUGAGAACCAUCAAUGAUCCUAACUUGUUCCCGAUAUUAUGUUGUUUGUUCCAAACAAGUAACAAUAACCUAAUACUAACAGGAAACGACAGAGGUGAACUAAGAGUUGCAAAUGUUUCUACAGGCAGAUUUUUGAAGGAUGUUUGCAGGAUAGGAGGGAGUAUAUUGAGUUUGACUUCUGACACUAAUGGUCGUGUGUUUUGGACAGGAAAUGAUAAGGGGGAAAUAAUGUCAGUAUUUUGCGAAUCGAAUGGAUCCCUUACCAAACUGAAAAAACUAAACUUACCUUCAAGUUGUUUGGUAACGAGCAUAAGCUACAGGACAUGGAUUAGUAGAGAAGCUAGAGAUCCACUUCUACUUGUAAAUGCCACAGAUGAUUCGAUCUAUUUGUUUAAUAUCAUCGAUGCAGAAGGAAAUCUGAGAUUGAAAAGAAAAUUUCAAAAUAGUCAGAGGAAAUACAUCAUCAGAUCUACUUUUUGUCCAAUAAUGUCUUUCAGACAAGGAGCGUGUGUAGUUACAGGAAGCGAGGACGGAAGCGUUUAUUUUAUUGACAUCGUAAAAAGUGGAAAAAAAUGCAUUGUUAAUACUUUGCAAGGACAUUCGAGUGCAGUCCUCGGCAUCAGCUUCAACUAUGAUGAAUCGCUCUUAGCCACGAGUGAUUUACAAGGUCUUAUUAUCAUUUGGAAAAAGGGCAAUGCAUGAUUAACCUACAGUAUUAUUGUUUUGAUUCAAUACCUUUUUUAUUAUAUCUAAUAUAACUGAUGAGAAUAAAAAUAUUCAUCGUAUUAA